Messenger RNA from Pogonomyrmex barbatus (red harvester ant), 579 nucleotides. RefSeq names its product PAX3- and PAX7-binding protein 1. Gene Ontology annotation, molecular function: DNA binding. The record is from RefSeq and is a predicted model, not a curated record. Lineage: Eukaryota; Metazoa; Arthropoda; Insecta; Hymenoptera; Formicidae. Gene Ontology annotation, cellular component: U2-type post-mRNA release spliceosomal complex; nucleus. Gene Ontology annotation, biological process: spliceosomal complex disassembly; mRNA splicing, via spliceosome.
UUUAAUACAAAUUAAUAUUUCAGAGUUUGGGAUACAAAACAUCAAUUCUUUCAGAGACAAUUUGCAAUGGCUGUCAAAUUGUUACGCAAUUUACUGAGUUGGCAAGGUCUCCUUGGAGAUGUACAAUUAAAAAACUUGGCUCUGGGUUCGCUUUUGAAUCGUUAUCUACUGGCUGGGUUACGAGUUUCUUGUCCAACUGAUGCUUUAUUCAAAGCAAACAUGAUCAUGAGUACGUUACCAAGAGCAUGGCUGCAAGGAGAAACUAUAGAACACCUCAAAAUGUUCGCCACUCUUAUUCAACAGCUUAGUGAACAGUUGGAUCAAGCAAAUCCUGCGCAUAAUGAAGCCUGGGAAUAUGCCAAGUCCAUUCUGAAAAUAAUCAAACCCUCAUAAUCAUAUUAUAUCUAUGUGUCAGUAAUAUUUCAUCAAAUUUUUUUGCUUUAGUACCAAUGUGCUUGUUAAUAGAUUUUAUACAUAUAUUUUAACAAUAGGAUCCUGUACAUGAUGCAUCUCAGUAAAUUGUUAAAUAUAUAAUACGAAGAUACAAUUUUGUAUAGUAAUAAACUAAAUGAAACAUAA